UUAAAUUUAAUGAAUGUUUUGUUACUACUUUUGGCAAAUUUUAACAAACAGACUAAAUCAAACGUAACGCGUCGCUAUACCUCGCGCAUAGCUUAGUGUGUAUUUCCUGAGCUCUGCAGCAGUGAGUGUGUGAGUGUCGGGUAAAUAGGCGCUCGUGCUGUGAUGGGGGGAUGGGAUGGGGCCACUUAGAGCUCUCGUGCUCCACUAACUCAGCGCGCUCAUUAAUCGCAGUUUUCUCCUCUAUAUCGAUGCUGUUUUAAAAUAAAAUUCAUCUUUCCCGUUACCGCAUGUGUUACGAGGCAUCAGAAGAGCAAAAAGUGUCGGCCUGCGAUUGAAUUUUGGUGCAGAAAGCGUUUAAAAUGUAUCCCAUUGGAGCAGCUGGUGCUGCUGAGCUGUGUCAGUCCUCAGGGUCAGAUGUUUCUGCUCCCGUGUCUCCUCCAGCACCAGAGUAUGUCUUCAAACCACCUCAACGGCCAGACUUUGGCACAAUGGGCAGAACAAUCAAGCUUCAGGCCAACUUCUUUGAAAUGGAAAUUCCCAAGUUGGAGGUGUACCAUUAUGACAUAGACAUCAAGCCUGAGAAAUGCCCACGGAGAGUUAACCGUGAAAUUGUUGAGCACAUGGUCCAGCACUUUAAGACGCAGAUCUUUGGAGAUCGAAAGCCUGUGUAUGAUGGAAGGAAGAAUCUCUACACUGCCAUGCCUUUACCCAUUGGAAGAGACAAAGUGGAGCUGGAGGUCACAAUUCCAGGGGAGGGAAAAGACAGGAGCUUUAAAGUAGCUAUAAAGUGGGUGUCAUGUGUGAGUCUGCAAGCUCUACAUGAAGCACUGUCUGGACGGCUACCAAACAUCCCUUUUGAGACCAUUCAGGCUCUGGACGUUGUCAUGAGACAUUUGCCCUCUAUGAGGUACACCCCAGUCGGACGUUCGUUCUUCACUCCUUCUGAGGGCUGCUCCAACCCCCUCGGCGGAGGAAGAGAAGUUUGGUUUGGUUUCCAUCAGUCUGUUCGACCAUCCCUCUGGAAGAUGAUGCUCAACAUUGAUGUGUCCGCCACUGCAUUUUACAAAGCUCAACCCGUGAUUGAGUUCAUGUGUGAGGUUUUGGAUUUUAAAAGCAUCGAAGAGCAACAGAAGCCCUUAACAGAUUCCCAGAGAGUGAAGUUUACCAAGGAGAUUAAAGGUUUGAAGGUUGAAAUAACUCACUGUGGACAGAUGAAGAGGAAAUAUAGGGUUUGUAAUGUGACUAGGAGACCAGCAAGCCAUCAAACGUUUCCCUUGCAGCAAGAGAAUGGUCAGACCAUUGAAUGCACUGUCGCACAGUACUUCAAGGAUAAGUACAAACUGGUGCUGCGAUACCCACAUCUCCCGUGUUUACAAGUUGGUCAGGAGCAGAAACACACCUACCUUCCGCUGGAGGUCUGUAACAUAGUAGCCGGACAGAGAUGCAUCAAGAAACUGACAGACAAUCAGACCUCCACUAUGAUACGUGCCACAGCCAGGUCUGCGCCUGACCGUCAGGAUGAGAUCAGCAAACUGAUGAGAAGUGCCAACUUCAACACCGAUCCUUAUGUGCGUGAGUUUGGAGUCAUGGUAAGAGACGAGAUGACUGAGGUCAAUGGUCGGGUCCUUCAGGCACCUUCGAUUCUCUAUGGUGGAAGGAACAAAGCAAUAGCAACCCCAGUCCAGGGUGUGUGGGACAUGAGGAACAAGCAGUUCCACACAGGGAUUGAGAUCAAAGUGUGGGCUAUUGCCUGCUUUGCCCCACAGAGGCAGUGUACAGAACUCCUUCUGAAGGCGUUCACUGAUCAGCUUCGUAAAAUCUCACGUGAUGCUGGGAUGCCCAUUCAGGGCCAGCCGUGUUUUUGCAAAUAUGCCCAGGGAGCAGACAGUGUGGAGCCCAUGUUCAAACACCUCAAGUACACUUACCAAGGCUUACAGUUGGUGGUGGUUAUCCUACCUGGGAAGACCCCUGUUUAUGCUGAGGUGAAGCGUGUUGGAGACACUGUUCUUGGCAUGGCCACGCAGUGUGUCCAGGUGAAGAAUGUACAGAAGACCACACCUCAGACCCUUUCCAACCUCUGCCUCAAGAUUAAUGUCAAACUGGGUGGAGUCAACAACAUUCUUCUUCCACAGGGCAGGCCCUUGGUGUUUCAGCAACCAGUCAUCUUUCUGGGUGCAGAUGUGACUCAUCCACCAGCUGGAGAUGGCAAGAAACCCUCAAUUGCUGCUGUAGUUGGCAGUAUGGAUGCCCACCCAAGCCGAUACUGUGCCACGGUGCGAGUGCAACAGCAUCGUCAGGACAUCAUUCAGGAUCUGGCCACCAUGGUGAGAGAGCUGCUCAUCCAGUUCUACAAAUCCACACGCUUCAAACCAACGCGCAUAAUCUACUACAGAGAUGGCAUCUCGGAGGGCCAGUUCAACCAGGUUCUACAGCAUGAACUACUGGCUAUCCGUGAGGCCUGCAUCAAACUAGAGAAAGAUUAUCAACCAGGAAUCACAUUUGUAGUAGUGCAGAAGAGACAUCACACCAGGCUCUUCUGCAUGGACAGGAAUGAACGGGUUGGAAAGAGUGGCAACAUCCCUGCUGGCACCACAGUUGACACCAAAAUUACUCACCCAUCUGAGUUUGACUUUUAUCUUUGCAGUCAUGCCGGAAUUCAGGGAACCAGCAGGCCAUCCCACUAUCACGUGCUGUGGGAUGACAACCAUUUCACCUCUGAUGAGCUGCAGGUCCUCACAUACCAGCUGUGCCACACCUACGUGCGCUGCACCCGCUCUGUCUCCAUUCCUGCACCAGCCUAUUACGCCCACCUGGUGGCAUUCCGUGCCCGUUACCACUUGGUUGACAAAGAACAUGACAGUGCUGAAGGCAGUCACACAUCAGGUCAGAGUAACGGCAGAGACCAGCAAGCCCUGGCCAAAGCUGUGCAGAUCCACCAGGACACACUGCGCACCAUGUACUUCGCCUGAACAUAGCCAGAAACAAGCCCCACAUCCUGAAAACAGCACGGUGGUGUGUGUGUGUGUGCGUGUGUGUAUUUUUAUGUGUUUGCCUCAUUUGUAUAAUGAGAACCUUCAAAUGGGGAAAAAAACAAGAAUCGCCAUGCUGUUAGGUUUCCAAUUGCCCAUGUAGUCAAUUUCCAAACAUCCUAAAUAUCCAUGAAUUUUAGAACUGUAACUUAUUAAUUUAUCUUUUUCUUUUUUUUCUUUUUUUUUAGUUUGGUGGGCAUGGUUGUGUAUCUGUUGUUCAUGUGCAUGCCAGAUUAGAGGUUAACAUGUUUACAUAGUCAAUCCAAAAAUUCAGACUAUUUUUUACACUGAAAGCUACAUUUGCAUCCGGGUGGGCUUGAUUCAGUACUAUUGCCAAGGCUGGUGAUGGAGACUGUUGAACAGUAGUUCUUACAAACUCAUCAAACCAAUGGAUUCGGGUUAGUUUAGGACAACACAGAUCAGGUUAAGGGGUUGUGGGGAUGCAGUUUCCACAGCUAAAUUAUUUAUCAGCAAAAGCAAGUGCACUGACCAGAAGAGAACUUCAGGACAAAAGUACUUAUCCUGUUUUGUUUCAUUUAUUUGUGCUAAUAUAAAUUUUUUUUUAUCGUGGUGUCAUUUAUUGUUUUGUCAGGGCUCAGUCAACCUACUGUACCUGUCCGUGUCCGCCAAUGGCAUGAUUAACCAAGUGCUAUCAUGUGCUUGUGUCAGAAACACAGUGAGUGCAGAAUCAAGAACGCAUUUGAAAGUGAGAAUGUAGGAAUUGUUCUGACAAUCAGUUUUCUGGCACUCUUGCCGCUCAUUUGAGGCUGGUUCUCAUCAGUGACGCCCUCCGUUUACCUGUGACAGGGUUCUCGGUGCAGAAAUAGCUUUGUAAUAUGGAUAAUUGUCCUGUAAAGUACUAAUAUUUUGGGACUCCAAGCAUUUAGAUUAUGAGAUUAUCUUGUACGUACUUUAAAUUCUGCUGCCAUGAGCAUUUCUGAUUUGUCAGAUGUGAUUGUAACAAGGUUUCGGUGAAUGGGUGUAUGAGUUAUAUUUCCUUCACAUCAAAAUUAGAUCACAUUUUAAGCACCUAUUGUGAAAUUUGUAACUUUAACGUUGUCAAAAAUAUUCCCCACAUCGAAACAUGAGGCAGUUUUGUGCUGAAUAUUGGGGAAUCUGGUUCUGUGUGCCGUUUCCAACGGUGAAGUUUGACUGUACUAUGCUGACUAGGUUUAAACACUGUCGUCGCACUCCAGCUUUACAGGCAAUCAAGACUUUUUAAGAUUAGUACAGAUAUCAGUUGCAUUGUUCACAGAGACACAACGAGGUCAGUGAAAAUUUCAUACAAAUUUCUAAUGCACCUUAGUUUUUUUUGUUUUUGUUUUUUUUGUUUUUUAAAUCUCUAGCUACCAUUGCCAUGAGAAUAUUUCCGAUCCCUUUUUAAAACUUUUUUUUUUUCUUUUUAGAUAUAUAAACCUAAAUCGUGUGAAAUUCCUUUUGUAGAGUCACAGGGUUGGCGAGUGGUCGUUAGCUUUUUAUUGUUUAACCGAACAGGAACAUUUAUUUAGUGUGAAUUGAUCCAGACUUAGUUCAAAUUGAAGCGCAAUACAUUGUAUAUGUGUCGGUAAACUGUUUUCAUGUAAACAGUCUUAUGCCUUCUAAAGCAUAUCAUGAUGUGUAGUGUAGUUGAUCUAUUGAGUCUUGUUAGUUAAUUAACUGUAAGAUCACUUCCCCAAAAUAAUGUUUCAAUUUUAACUUGAAAUUCUUGGGAAUUUUUAACCAUCUUUUUCUAACUAUGCAUUCUUAACCAAGAGAUUUUAGUGGUAUGUUUGUGUAUAUGAAUUAUGAAUUUAGAACAUUUGUAAUGUAGUCGUUUUCAUGCUGGGUACUUUUAGUAGUGUAAAUAGUGCAAAACCUGUACCCACUGUAGCAGUAUUAGCUUACAAAAUACUCUAUUUUUAUUAUCAACAAUUGGAUGUUCUUUAUAUGGCUCUCAAUUAUUCCUGUUAGCCGAACAAGAUUACAUAUGUACUUGUAGUUAAUGUCCUACCAUAACUGAAGCACAACAGGACAUUAUAAUUGUAGGUGCUAGAGUUUAUUCUUGAGACUACCAUUUUUUUUUUUUUUUUUUUUCUUGUUAUAUCUUGUUUAACUUCACCUUCUAAACAAGAAUCAUAGACUGGUCAGAGAGCAUAAUGGGUAUGUUUGGUUUUCGAUCUGGUGAAAUCUAUGACAUUUGACCCUGCAACUUUUUGCCAUUUUCUAAACCCAACAGACUGUUUAAGGGGCAUUUUAAUUUAUCUUCAAAUACUUGACUAGAGUUAUGGUAUUGUUUGGCGCUGGUCUCGUAACUCGUGAAAGUAGAUGCACUUUGAAGAGCAAUGGACACAUACCCCUAGUUCCGGUGGUUAUCUGGAUCAUAAGUACGUUAUCUGGGUGCAGUUGUGUGGAAAUGACUAGAUGUCCUACCUCUUGUUACCUGUUACUUGUGUUAUGGUAACAUUACCGCACUGGUCAUUUCCUCAUAAUUGCAUUAGUGGGGAACGUCGUCUUUUCGUCCCUCUGAAAGUGAAAGUUGUAGAAAAUCUAUUCAUAUUUGUUCAGAGGCCAUACCUGCUGCCAUUUUGCCGAGAUUAUUUAGCAUUGCUAUUGUUUUAUGGUAGUUUUAAGCUAUGUAUUCAAAGCUAAAGUUGAGUGCUGCGAGUUUGAGAUGUCAAACAUUUGAUGUUUCAUAAGUCAUACAUGAAUUCAAAAGAAUAGUAUAUACUUUCAGUGAUUAAGUGGCUUAAGGCAUUACAUGUUCGCCAUAAGCUAUAAAAAUGCUCAUGAAUUUAUAGUGUGAAUUCCAGUUUUACCAUUUUCUGUCCUUUCAAUUGCAGCGCAUUGUCGCUUUAUCCUUGUACUCAUUUGAAUGUGCGUCACGUAGCUUUCAUGUUUUUCUUAACUUUAGGUUUGAAUAAUAGUAUUUAUCAUUUAGCAUCAGAAAGAUGAGGUGAAAUAAUUGCUAAAACUACUACUACUCUGGACAAUCUGAUUUUUUGUUAGAAACCAUUCUUUUCAUCCUCAUGGCAUGCUUUAGUUAGAUGUUUGCAGAAGUUACUGAGUUUUUAGUAUUUUAACCUUUUUAAAAUCAGCACCUUAGUCAAAGGUCUACAACAUAUGCAAUUUCUCAUAUAUGAAAUACGAGAUGUUUUUGCACUAUAUCAGAAGAGGUGUUACUAAUUUGCAUGCUGGUGGACAGAUUGUAAGGUUAGAGAAAAGAACCAUCAAUUUUAGACUAGUCUUGGCCUUGUUUCUUUGUUCAUAUACAAUCACAUUGGCACUAAUCUCUUAAUAGUUGACAGACGUGAGAAGGUCUUGAGUUCUUACACCUAUGCAAAAACUCAUUUCCAUUCUGAGCAGCCACUGUUUUUAUAUAUGGGGGUCAAAUUGUUAGAUUUUUUUUGUCUGUAAAAUCUGUCAGGCAUACCAAAUUGAGUUAGGGACUUUGAGUGAACCCAAGUCCCAUUUGUUUUUUUGUUUUAAUUUACAUUGUUCACUAUACAAUCAACUGACUUUUUUUUUUUUUUUUUUUUUUUUUUUUUUUAAUGAGAACAUAAGGAAUCUGAUGCAAAUGUUUAAUAAAAAUAAUUCCGUUCAAAUAUCAUGAAUGCAAAUGUAAUAGAGGCCAAGGAUGAAUGAAGUACGCUGCUGUUGCGUUAAUCUAUGCUGCAGCAUCUCUGUUUCAGAUUUAAAGAGGCAUAUAGUGUUAACUGAGAAUUGAAAUGGUGCCUCAAUUUCCCUGGAAGCUUUGAAUUAUCUACCGAUGUUAUGACAUUAACAUUUAAUGGAUGUCUCUUGUGUCAUCAUUUCUAGAGUAUUCUCUUUUGCUGCUUGAGUGAAGCUUGUAUAUUGCUUGGCAAAGUCUUUCCAGCUCUGUGUGGGGUUACAGUGUCCACGUCUCUUCGUUUUACAUGUUAUGGUUUGAAUAAAACUAGUCAGUUUAGCUUUGAUUCUUAGUUUGUGCCCCAACAACUUUCAGAUUUGAAUUUUCAAGACAAUUUUAUUCAUUUCAGACAAAAAAAAAAAAAAAGUCUCCCUAAAAGAAUUGUGCCCCCCCAGCUUGAGGUGGUCUUUUAACCUAUAGAGAUAUAUUGCUAAUGUAUUUGCAUUAGAACUUUGCACUAUAGUGUUUUUAAGCAGAAAUGUAAGCCUCUCUUUACAUACCGUGGUAGUUUUGUUACUGUACUCAUUGCUUUUUAAAUUCCUAAGGUGGCAAGUUUCAAAGAUGCUACUUUAUGACCUGCUAAAACCAUAAUGAGACAAACGAACAGUUUGAAUGUACUUCAUACACCUGCAUACUGGUAAAGAACAUCCACAUUGCUUUUAUCCGUUUGCUCCAGUUUGUUUUAUGCAUGCGCAUUUAAAGGGUUAGUUCACCCAAAAAUGAAAUUUGUCAUUACUCACCCUCAUGUCGUUUCAAGACCUUCGUUCAUCUUCAGAACACAAAUUAAGAUAUUUUUGAUGAAAUCCGAGAGCUUUCGGACUCCUCCAUAGACAGCAAUAUAACCACCACAUUCAAGAUCCAGAAAGGUACUAAAGACAUCUUUAAAACAGUCAACGUGACUGCAGUGGUUCAACCUUAAUGUUAUGAAGCGACGAGAAUACUUUUUGUGCGCAGAAACAAAAUAAUGACAUUAUUCAACAAUAUCCUCUCUUCUGUGUCAUUCUCUUACGCGGUUUACGUCAGAACACCAACUCAUUAUUGGCCGGCUCCUGCAUCAGCAUCACACACGUGUCGUGCUGCUCAUGUGAACAGCGCCGGCCAUUUUUACGUAGAACCUGGAAGCGCUGCACUGAGUUCACUACAUCAACAGCAUAUGACAAUCAAAUUGUUAAUAAAGUAGUUAUUUUUUUGUUUUUGCAUACAAAAAGUAUUCUUGUCGCUUCAUAACAUUAAGGUUGAACCACUGCAGUCACAUGGGCUAUUUUAACGAUGUCUUUAGUACCUUUCUGGACCUUGAAAGUGGUGGUUAAACGACGAGUCAGAUAUCUCUCGGAUUUCAUCAAAAAUAUCUUCAUUUGUGUUUUGAAUAUGAAGGUCUUACAGGUUUGGAACGACAUGAGGGUGAGUAAUUAAUGACCGAAUUUUCAUUUUUGGGUGAACUAACCCUUUAAAGCAGCAUUGAAUCAUUUUAUCCAUGCAUAUUUUGAACUGUAUCUCACCAUUCAUGGUUGUGAUGUGCUAGAUUAACCGAGAUGAAGUGGCAACAUUUUAGGCAGUCGAUUCAGAAAACACACUGGCACAAAGAUCCAUGUAUCGCUGACGUUUGUGGUGCUGUACUGUAAAAAGUGUACAUAAGGCAAUUUUUGGGUGUUUCAUGUUUUUUUGCCGUGUACUGCUUGUAUGUUUGCCAGAAGUUUCAUCCAAAGGGUUUUUGAGAGAUACUAUAAUACCCAUGUUCAUAUAUCAACACAAUAAGCCAAAUUCACUGUUUUGAAGCCCUUUUGCUUUACCAGCAAACACUCUGUGGUGGUCCCGUAAUCAUGACAGUGGUACUUGCUGAGCCUCAGUUCAUUGUGUGCACAAACUAAACCUCUUCUCAGAUUCAUUACAGGUCAGUUGCCAUUCAGCUUGAUGAUUUAUUGGGGCAUGACGGCAUACAAGUGUUUCGAAACACUUUUUUGGAUUUCUUCCCCCCCUUCUAAGUUCUAAACUAGUUAGUCUAAAAUGACCAAAAUUGAAGCAUGUGAGGGAUAAAGUAUUCUGUUAAAAAGAGCACAGUUCCAUUAGUUCAUUACAUGCUAAUAUGUUAUUUAUUCAAAUAUGAGCAUGCAUGUAUGAUAAUUAAAAUAGGGUCUUGAGACUGAUUUAUCGGAAUAAUUGAGAGCUUCAUCAUGACCUGGCUUUUUAAACCAACUUUAAAAACUACCUCAAUAGUGUCAGGUGCUAACAUUUAAAAUAUCCCUUAUACAUAUAUGUAUAUGUGCUCAUGACAAAGAACAAUAAUUGUGACCAAACAACACAAGCCUAUACUGUGUAUUAAGUGUUUAGUUUUUGUUUUUAAGCGACUUUUAAAAUUUGUACGGUGGAUCAACAUGAGGGAUGUUUCAGCAAAUUCGCAGGGGACCAAAAUAAAAAAGUUUCCCUUUUUAAAAUGUAGUGAUAAAUACUCAUCAGCUUUUCAUUGAAAUCAUUUUCCACUGUAUUUUUUGACUGAAGAAAUAGCUAGGAAGCGAGUUCAGGCCAAGAUUAUUGCCAAAACAUGGUGGUUGAUUUGGUCUUUCUGGAUCUGGACUGAGUUGAGUUGAUCUGGUAUGUGGCAGUGUCAUCCCCAUGUCCAUCACUAGCGUUGUGCCAUAUUAUGGAUAACAAACUUGAUAAGAAGCGUCCAAUGACCACUGUUUAAUGUAUGUUCAGGUGAAACUGACAGGAUUUUCCUACGAAGCAGCUUGUCAACCUGUGUCAAAUGGCAAUCUAAUCGUCGUUGAGCUUUACUGUCUUUGGAGUGCUAGGAUUAUACUUGAUUCUACAACUUGAUCUAUAUCCAGUAUUGCAAUAAAGUUAUUUCGCACUCAUUAAAUCCUGAUCCGUUUGAUGAAAGUUCCACGACGAGUCUGCGAUAAGCUAUUUGUAUUUAAGCAUUGACAUGGAUCGCCGUUCAUUGCAGUUGAUGCGUAUUUACCUUGCUAUGUUUUAUGAAGGGAAUUCAGUUUUGAUUUGAUGUCUCUCAAACUCUGAUUAAGGAUGCUAAGCAUCCUAAAUACACUGGCAUUUGAGUUUCUUGAGGGAUAAAUAUUAAGGUACAAAAGGUUGUAUGGAAAUCAAUCAAGUUUCUCGUCUUUCUUUGGUGAGCUUAAAAACGUCCAGUGUGUUUUUCUCGUGUAUGUGUGCCUUUUCAAAAUCUCUCCCGCCCCUGAUUGAGGGACUAUCCUUUUAAUUUGAUACUCAGCUCCACGUUGAAUAAUUUGUACAUUUAUCAUGCAACCUUGAGUGAAUGCUGCAUAGAAUGAUCAGUAUUUGUAUUUUGCACUUUCUAAGCAGUUUUAAAGGAUGCCCUGUUGUAAUUGGGCACACAGACUAAGACUAUUUAAGACGAGGUAUUUUCUGCUACAAUAGGAAUUCUAAGGAACCAUAAUGACUUGUUGGUCUUUUCGAAAAAGUGUAUAGAUGUGAAGUACCUCAUAAGCCUGAUAAAUGCUGCAUAAACUUCAUUUAUUGUUCUUUUGUGAACCUCAUUUUUUCAAACAAUUUCCCCUAUAGGGAGGUUUGAUGCCCACAUGCGGUGCAAGCGCCUUCAGAAUCAUCUGAUUUUACCAGAGCCGCUAUUUAAUAGAUUACCAGUGAUGCACUUCGAAUACAGAUUUUCAGUCAUGAUACGGUAUCACCAAGCCUCUAGCUAUAGCAUUGCUCAGUUGAUCCUAUUGAAUAUGCGGUGACGUCUUGCAGUCAAAAGUUACAGUUGACUCAGGUAUUGCCAUUUAAGGGCUGUAUCUGCUAUUGCCUCUCGUUCCCAAUCCCCUCACCUGUGUCUUAAUGUAGCCUUAGAACUGCAUUUAUGGAUGGAUCAUAAUGAAGAAUACCUGGCCUUAAAAUAUGCACUAUUAAUUACAACAUGCAAGUCACUACAAAUCAGGCCAUACGUUUUUGCCAUUAAAACUACCUCCUGAGAAUGUAGGAGUGUCCUUUAUUAAUAGUACUCUGUUAAUUGACAAUCAUCUCUAUCUCUUUUUUUUUUUUUUUUUUUUUGAGAUUUACAUUCUCAAAGUGUAUUACAAACAAUUAUUUCUGGGACACUAGUUUUUAUUUUUUUUGAAAACCGUGUCCAUGUUAGUCAUGGAAGAGCCAAGCGACCAAAGUUUCUGUUCGAAGGCUUUCUUGCGCUGCCAUGUGGUGUCAAACCUCCCUCUCACAUCAGCAAUUUCUUUCAUUUAACCUUGUGUUUGCUCCUUUAUAACAUGCCAAAUUAAAUUUGCUGUCAUUCCUGUCAUGGUGAAGUCUUUAAUUUCUGAUUCAUGUGUUUGCAUUCACUGCUAAGCUCCUUGUUGUUGUUUCUUGAUAAUGUAAAGUGUGAGCUUUUUUCUUUCUUUCUUUUUUUUUUUUUUUUAUCAAGUAAGAUUACAAACCAAGAUAUGCUGUAAACCCUGCUAAAACAUAAUGUGAAAACGUAUCAUUUAAUAUAGCUCACUUUCGCUUGACUGUGUAUUGCAUCAUUUAAUAAACUUAAUUUCCUCUG
Messenger RNA from Ctenopharyngodon idella (grass carp), 11185 nucleotides. It is a transcript of the gene ago2, whose product is annotated as argonaute RISC catalytic component 2. Gene Ontology annotation, molecular function: protein binding; RNA binding; endoribonuclease activity, cleaving siRNA-paired mRNA. The record is from RefSeq and is a predicted model, not a curated record. The coding region runs from base 360 to 2969 and encodes 869 amino acids. Gene Ontology annotation, cellular component: RISC complex. Gene Ontology annotation, biological process: regulatory ncRNA-mediated gene silencing; regulation of DNA-templated transcription. Lineage: Eukaryota; Metazoa; Chordata; Actinopteri; Cypriniformes; Xenocyprididae. The transcript has 20 exons.